Messenger RNA from Soboliphyme baturini, 309 nucleotides. The record is from the annotation of a GenBank genome assembly. NCBI's taxonomy places the organism in Eukaryota, Metazoa, Nematoda, Enoplea, Dioctophymatida, Soboliphymatidae.
AUUUCGAAAGAUUCGUUGCGGAUCAGUGCGGAAAGUUCACAGCGCGCAUUUUUCCGCUUGCCGAUGUUUAUACGACGACCGUUAAGGAUGCUUCCGACGGCGAUAAAAGAGGAGGUGAUACCCGUGGCAAGUGUAAAAUCAUGCCACGCUGCCCGUAAGAAUGAAUCCAUCGUAACGAUAACGUACGUCGACCAUCGGAACCGUGAACGGAAGUUGCGCUUUAGCGUGCUUGCGGGGAACACCCAGACGGUUAUAGAUGUCAUUGCGAAAUUGCUGAUUGGUCGCGACUGCUUCAGUUCGUCGUCAUAG